Messenger RNA from Racocetra persica, 369 nucleotides. The record is from the annotation of a GenBank genome assembly. NCBI's taxonomy places the organism in Eukaryota, Fungi, Glomeromycota, Glomeromycetes, Diversisporales, Gigasporaceae.
AUGGAUUUUACAAAGUCUUUCUUACCCAUACUAUUUUUAAUUUGUAUAGUACCAUUACAACCAUAUUGCAAUGCAAAACAAAGAGAUUUUUUCUUUCGAGAGUUCGUUCAGAAGUCAUUUUCUACAUCUUCUCGGUAUAAUAUAUUUGUAAAUGACAUUACAUUAUGCCCAUCGCUAACACCUCGCACAUCUCCUCCGGCAAACGUACAUGAUUUACGCCCAGAUGAUAUUAAGGUGAUCAUGGCACUAGGUGAUAGUAUCACUGCAGGAUUUCAAGCAGAUGCAAUUUGCGAUGGAAAUAAUAAUACUGCUAAUAAAUUAUAUGAGUUUCGUGGUGUUAGUUAUGCUAUGGGUGGAGAUACUGGUGCU